AUGGCUGCGAGGGGGUUUGCUUCGGGGCCUCAGUUUCGGGGGGUUUUCCCGGGAGAGCCCGUCACAGAACUUUGUUUCGCGCCUUCAAAGGAGCGCGGCUUGCCGCUCUUCCGCCAACUCGGGGAUUCCGGAGACCUGCUGGAGUCUGCGACGUUGUCGUUUUCGCUCGAAGAGGGCGUACGCAUGCUGCGCGUGAUGAUUCAGAGCCAGGUCUACGACUCCAUUCUCUACGACAUUCAGCGGCAGGGGCGCAUAUCCUUCUAUCUGGCCGCGGCCGGCGAAGAAGCGGCGCUGGUGGGCAGCGCAGCCGCGCUCAAAGACGCAGACAUGAUUCUCCCUCAGUACCGCGAGCUGCCCUCGCUCAUGUGGAAAGGCUUCACACUCGACGACGUUCUCGCGCAGCUCUUCGCGACCGCAAAAGACCCCGGGCGCGGCCGGCAAAUGCCCAUACAUUACACACCGGCGCACAUGUGCAUCAUGCCCGUGUCGUCACCCUUGGCGGUGAAGAUCCCGCAGGCUGCGGGUGUCGGGUAUGCAUACAAACUCGGGAAGAAAGACGCGGUCGCUGCGGUCUACUUCGGCGACGGCGCUGCGAGUGAAGGCGACGCGUGUGUAGGCUUGAACUUCGCGGCUGCGCUGGGGAGUCAGACGCUCUUCCUGUGCCGAAACAACGGCUACGCGAUCAGCACGCCGGUCGACGAGCAGUACAGGGGCGACGGCAUCGGCGCGCGAGCGGUCGCCUUCGGCAUCGACACGGUGCGCGUGGACGGCACAGACCUCGUGGCCGUUUAUGCGGCGGUGAAGGCCGCGCGAGAGCUCAUCGUGAAGAGGCAGGAGCCCGCGUUCGUAGAGAUGAUGACGUAUAGGCUUGGCCCUCACUCGACCAGCGACGACAGCGCGGCGUACCGGAAAGCCGAAGAGGUGCAACAGUGGAGUACUCCAGCGUUACACUGUGUUAGGCGCUUCGCAGCGUUUUUGACAAAACAGGGUGUGUGGAGCACCGUGGAGGAAAACGCACUCGUCGAAGAGACGCGGAAGAGGAUCCUCUCGAGAAUACGAGUAUUCGAGAAAAUGAAGCAUCCGCCGGUGUUAGCGGGGCUCUUCACCGACGUCUACGACAAAAUGCCAAAAUCUUUGCAAGAACAGCAGGAGGCACUGAGGAGUUUCUUGUCGCAUCCUGACAGGGCAAAGACAUAUAAUCUGAAUAGGUUUGAGAGGGAUCAAACGGGGAAGGGAGAAAACUGA
Molecule: messenger RNA, 1245 nt
Organism: Besnoitia besnoiti
Lineage: Eukaryota; Apicomplexa; Conoidasida; Eucoccidiorida; Sarcocystidae
Product: putative 2-oxoisovalerate dehydrogenase subunit alpha
Exons: 7
Coding region: 1-1245 (414 amino acids)
Biological process (GO): branched-chain amino acid catabolic process
Molecular function (GO): oxidoreductase activity, acting on the aldehyde or oxo group of donors, disulfide as acceptor
Source: RefSeq, a predicted model, not a curated record